Plasmopara halstedii is the source of this 1953-nucleotide messenger RNA. RefSeq names its product tetratricopeptide repeat-containing protein isoform 1. The transcript is spliced from 6 exons. Lineage: Eukaryota; Oomycota; Peronosporomycetes; Peronosporales; Peronosporaceae. Gene Ontology annotation, molecular function: protein binding. The coding region runs from base 1 to 1953 and encodes 650 amino acids. Gene Ontology annotation, biological process: cell division. The record is from RefSeq and is a predicted model, not a curated record.
AUGGAGCGGCCUGUCAAGAAGCAGCGUGCAAAUGAGUCGGCUCGGCACGAGAACACCGCUAGCGCUCAAGAUCCCCCACGUUAUGAUGCUGAAGUCUUGCAGCGACAAUUUGUGAUUUUUCUUGCUAACGGGGAUGUGGAUUCGGCCCAGAUUAUAGGCGAGUUGCUAGUUUCCAUAGCAUUGUUUUCAUCAGAGUUAGAGGUCCAUCACAACAAUGGCAACAUUCUCGCUGAUUCUCGCAAGAAAAGAACUUUUGAAAUAGCAACGAGCGAUGCAAAAAGGCUGUCGCCUGCAUUUCAUGCCAAGACAUUGCGAUUAUUUGCAGAUUUAAUGCUUGUCAAGCGUGAAUACAAGCGCGCCAUUGUAAUUAAAGAUGGAAGAAUUUGUUUAUGUGAUAAAAAGCUUACCGUAAACAUUAAAGUGUUGACGAAGGAAGUGGAGCUAGAGGUAAAACUCAAGGUGGCUAAGUGCUACGUGGAGCUUCAGUGUAUCAUUGAAGCCAUUCAAAUGUUAAUAUCGACACCGUUUGAAGAUCGAAGCUUGAGCAUGAACCUUUUACUUGGGAAAUUGUACAUGAGCGAAGGACUUUCAGAUAAAGCGGAGGAAAGUUAUAUGGCUGCCUUACGACAGAAUCCGUAUGCAUUAGAAGCAGCACUAGCUCUUACUAAACUAGCAACAGCAAACGAUGCAGCACCGGAAUCUGAUGAAACUAAAGAAUCUGGUCAGAGUGCAACAGUAGCACCUGUCGCUAUUCAUCGAUAUAAUGUUGCAAGAUUUUACUCCGAUAUUGCAUCCGGCAAGAUUAAAGAUACAGGUCUCUCUAAUUACGACUUAUCGUGGAUACAGACACUGGUGGUAGCCCAUAUGGAUGCUGAGCGGGGAAAACAUAAAGCGGCGAUAGAGUCUUUCAUUACGCUAAUUCAAGUCUUUCCUGGAAACCUCCAUUGUUUGUUGCACAAGGGAGGGCUAGAGUUAAACCAGGAGCUACUCCAUCAAGCCAACAUAACAUUCAGACGUGCACGACAAGUUGACGAUCUAAACUUGACCUAUAUGGACCGCUUUGCCAACUGUCUUCGCAAAGGAAACUUACGCACCAAUCUUAAUGAUUUGGUGCAGGAACUUUUUAAAAUCAAUAGCACGUGCGCAGAAUCGUGGCUUGCUGCGGCAUAUUACAGCGAUGUGAAAGGAGACUACGAGGUAGCCUUACAGUUCUCAAAACGUGCCAUUCAAGAGCAACCUCGAAGCGCACCGGCGCAUUUGCUACGAGGUGAAGUUUUACUGCGACUGCAUCGUCCUCAACCUGCGCUAACGGCAUUUUGGACUGCGUGCCGCCUCACGCCGUCUAUGGAGGCCUAUACUGGUAUUAUCACCAGCUACUGCAAUUUGUAUGCACUUGGUGUAAAUCGUUUCAAGGAAGCCUUGGCCACUGCAAAGAGUGUUGUGAAGCUAUUCCCACUAAAGGCGCAAAGUUUUGUACUCUUUGGAAGUGUUCUCGCUCUAAGUUCGGAACAUCGGGAACAAGCACACCUGGCUCUACACAAGGCUUUAUCGAUGGAACCUCGUAAACUCUGCACCAACUUUGCGCUGGUCGACCUGCUGGUUGAAGAUGGCAACUUUCGCGAAGCUAUUGAUAGACUGCGGGCCCUUGGCGAGCGCCACCCACAAGAAGAGGUCUUUACAAAGUUGGCAUCUGUCUAUUCUUCAAAUAAACAAUAUGCGGAGGCCUUGACAUAUUUUCAUCAAGCGCUUCAGCUUAAUCCGGGAUCAGCCGAUGCAUUGCAAGGACUAGAACGACUCGAAAAACUGAUGCGUGGUGAAGACCCGGAUGAACUUAGCAACAGUAUGGAACAGCUGGACCCAGAGGAGCAAGACGGGUCAAUGGAAGCCACCUGUCUAAGUCAUUUUAUAUUGAUCGCAUUCGUCGAAGUAUUGAGUUCCUGCGACCUUUGGUAG